Quercus lobata is the source of this 1704-nucleotide messenger RNA. RefSeq names its product structural maintenance of chromosomes domain protein. The coding region runs from base 219 to 1163 and encodes 314 amino acids. NCBI's taxonomy places the organism in Eukaryota, Viridiplantae, Streptophyta, Magnoliopsida, Fagales, Fagaceae. The record is from RefSeq and is a predicted model, not a curated record. The transcript has 5 exons.
UUAUUACGCAAAUUUAACUCCUAAUUUUUUACUCUUCCUCCGAAGUGAAGAAAUCCGAUCCUUAGGGUUAUUGGAAACUGAAGAUUAGAUAAGAAGCCUUUCUGUCUCUGAUUCAAUCUCUCUAACCGUCCUUUACUUCUCAAAGCCAAAGGUCCAUGAAUUAGAUAAAUUACCCAUUUGUUGAAAAACAAUACCAAAAAAUUUUGAGAGAUAAAAAAAUGUCAGGAAGAAAUCGUGGACCACCACUUCCAAUGAAAGGGGGUGGACUACCCCCUACAGUCCAUGAACCGCCAUUUGGCAGAGGUUUGGGGCCAAUGUCGCAUCCAGCACUACUUGAGGAGAUGAGAGAAUCCCCAUUUGGGAUGGGUCCUAGAUCACUCCCUCCUCAUCCUGCAAUACUUCAGGACCAGCUUGAUGCUCAUCUUGAUGCUCAGUAUAAAGAUAUUCAGGUGUUGUUGGUUGAUAACCAGAGGCUAGCUGCUACCCAUGUUGCCCUUAAGCAGGAAUUGGAAGCUACUCACCAUGAAUUGCAAAGGAUGGGUCACUUUGCCGAUUCCUUGCGGACUGAGAAGGAUGCUCAGAUGAGAGAAUUGUAUGAGAAGUCUGUUCAGUUGGAGGUGGAUCUCCGUGGGGUGGAGGCUAUGCGUGCUGAGCUUCAUCAAGUUCAUGCUAAUAUUAAAGAGCUUACUGUUACAAGGCAGGAGCGUACAGGUCAAGUGCAAGCAAUGACACAAGAUUUGGCUAGACUUACAACAGAUUUGCAACGGGCUCCAGCUUUAAGGGCAGAAAUUGAGACAAUGAAACAAGAGCUACAACGUGCAAAAGCUGCAAUUGAGUAUGAGAAGAAAGGAUAUGCGGAGAAUUAUGAGCAUGGUCAAGCGAUGGAGAAGAAGUUGCUCUCAAUGGCCCGAGAGUUGGAGAAGCUCCGUGCAGAGAUUGCUAAUGCAGAGAAGAGAGCUCGUGCUGCUGCUGCUGUUGGGAAUCCAGGGACAGGCUACAAUGUGAAUUAUGGCAAUCCUGAAGGAGGUUACAUGGGCAAUCUUUAUCCUGCUAGCUUUGGCAUGAAUCCUGUACAGGCUGGUGCAGAAAAUUUUCCUCAGUAUGCACCUGGACCUGGGGCCUGGAGUGCCUAUGAAAUGCAACGAGCUCAAGGACACAGAUAGACUGGUGUUGCUAUCAUGCCAAGCAGUGUUCAGCCUCUUGGACUGAUACUUAUUAGACACCAGAUCUGGGGUGGAAGUGUUAUUUCAUGAUACAUUUCGGGAGAUUUGCUCAUAUGUUUAGUCUUCUUUUUUGUUGAAAUUGUACCCAAAAAAAUUGACAAUUCAUAUUAUUAGCUUGAGGUGCAGUCUGUUAUUUGUUUUGGUCUCUACUAAUGCAAAUAUUUCAUCUACUUGUUUAUAUCUUAAUGUCUAGGGUCUUUAAAAGCAAUUGACAUUGGAAAACUUGUUCGGCAGUACCUACUUCUAGCAGACAUUGAAGUGUAGCAAAGGUCUUCAACCGUAGCGGUUGGGACUAGGAAGCUGUGAUCAAUCUUUGCUAUUGUUAUGUUAAAGCAGGAGGUUAUGGGUAUGGUAAAGGUCAGGCCUAUUCUGUACUCCCCAUAUACCCCAAAACUUGUUAACAUUGUUACAAUUGUUCAGUAGCGGUUACAUAUAUCACAUCAUUCACACGUGUCUAUACUCUUGCACGUGCAUUGAUCCA